This is a messenger RNA of Aureobasidium namibiae CBS 147.97, 789 nucleotides long. Its product is annotated as NAD(P)-binding protein. Lineage: Eukaryota; Fungi; Ascomycota; Dothideomycetes; Dothideales; Saccotheciaceae. The record is from RefSeq and is a predicted model, not a curated record. Bases 1 to 789 code for a protein of 262 amino acids. The transcript has a single exon.
AUGUAUUCGAACACCUCCAAGAAGCCAGUCAUCGCUGUCGUCGGCGCCGGUCCAGGCAUAGGCGAAGCCGUCGCCCGUCGCUUUGCAGUCGAAGGCUUUGUUGUCGCGUUGCUUGCUCGCACAGAAGAAACACUCAAGGUCAUGGCCGACGGAAUGAACAGCGACAUAGGAGAAGACACGGCACAUUACUACAUCACGGAUCUUCGAGUCGAAAGCACUGUCCUAUCUAGCUUCCAAAGAAUUCGCGCCGACUUGGGGCCUGUGGAGGUGCUGGUCUACAACGCUGGCGCUCGUCGAGUCAACGGCCGCUCUAUCCUCGACACAACGACCGACGAGUUCGAAAACUUCACCAAAAUCAACCUUUUCGGCGCCUUCUGGUCCAGCAAAUGUGUGCUCCCAGAUAUGCUCGCAGCUGGAAAAGGUACAAUCCUUUUCACAAGCGCCACAGGUGCCUUACGUGGUAUGCCUGGACUCGCCAGCUUCUCUUCCGGCAAGUUUGGAUUGCGAUCGCUAUGUCAAGUUCUCACGCGGGAGUACCAAAGCAAAGGCAUCCAUUCUGUCAAUAUCAUCGUUGACGGACCAGUUGACGGGAAGCUCAUUGGAGGCGUGAGCAGAAGAAAAUGGCAGCGAGCUGGCGAUGAUGAGAAGUUGAAGGACCCAGAGUCUUACUUGUUACAGCCCACCGAUCUGGCUCACACGUACUGGUUCUUACACACGCAACCAAGGAGCACCUGGACGCAGGAACUCGACGUUCGGGCGAUGAAGGAGACGUUAUUCACAAAGCUUUGA